Molecule: messenger RNA, 6447 nt
Organism: Aedes albopictus (Asian tiger mosquito)
Lineage: Eukaryota; Metazoa; Arthropoda; Insecta; Diptera; Culicidae
Exons: 1
Coding region: 1-6447 (2148 amino acids)
Biological process (GO): DNA integration
Molecular function (GO): nucleic acid binding
Source: RefSeq, a predicted model, not a curated record
AUGUCGAAAAAGUCGGCAAUUGCUGAAACGAAUACUGGAACAUCGAUGCCUGGCCACGCCGAUGGAUACGAUCUCGGAGUCGCAGGAACAGCGGCAAUCGGUUCGAGUACCACCCCUCCUGUUACCAUCGCAUCCUCUCCUAGUACUGGAAUCAAGGUAAAUGUUGACGUUGCCAAUAAUAACGUAGCCGGGGCAACCGGUCUGAACUCUGAAAAUCCUGUCAAUAUCGGUCAAUCGAACAUCAUUGCCAACACCGGUUCCGCGCAUGUCAUUAGAAGGAAUCCGUUACGCGAAGUUCGUAGGAAUGUAGAGUAUAGGUGUCAGUUGUGUGGAAAACGUGACAGCGAAGAAAUGGUGCAGUGUGAUGGUUGCGAUCGGUGGUUUCACUUUGCAUGUGUGCAUGUGGCGGAAGACAUCGCCAAUGUAAGCUGGAUGUGUCCGAUAUGCAAAGCUUCAUCGUUUAUUGUGCCCCCCACCAACACCAACCGCAUAGUUGAAAAGCAGCGUAAUCUAGCUCCUCCAAGCAAGAUCACAUCAAUACGGUCGAAUAGCAAGGCUAGCUCAAGGAGUGAAGCAAAGAGGUUGAAAGAGCUAGAGAUGAAGCAGCUCGAAGAAGAGUUUGAGUUGGAGAAGCGUUUCUUGGAGCGAAAGUAUAAGCUCCUGAAGGAAUGUGUUAGCGAGACAUCAUCUGUGACUGAGGAAAGUGUGGAAGGGAAGUUAUCGAAAAUCGAAGAAUGGUUAGCCGAAACAGAACGUCAUGGUGAAGCUGAGGAUUCUGGGUUAGUUGCGGAAGUGGCAAAUGAGCAUACCCCGAACAGUACGGGAAAACUCGAGGAGCACCACGCUCUGGAGGUCCAGCGAAAUCUACACCCAUCAAUUCUCCGAUCUAGCCGGCGCGGUCAACGCCUUGCAGGGAAUCAACCCUUUUCAUCGGUGCAGCAGUCGAUUCAACAAGAUCAACCGAUCCCGUCUACGUCAGCUACACGUCCACAGUACAACCGUCUCUCACAAGGAGUGCAUUAUGCUAACAGCACUCAACUGAACUCUGUUCACAUACUUCACCAGAACGAACGUUGCCAAGCCGAAGGUCACCAAAGGCAUUCCGCCUACCCGCAGAGCUACGGUCAUCCAAGAGUCGUGUCUUCGUCGCUACCAGAAAUGCAUUUCGGCCAAUACUCGAGAGAUCUUCCAGGAGGACAACCAUGUCGCCAACUAUCAGCCAGGAGGGAGUUUGUUUCAGCGGUGAAUCCAAAUCUAGUGAACGAAUUUGUUCCAGGCCAACGUUCAACUCCGAUUAGAUCAGCUCAGCAGGACUCAGGCUCACCAGUGUUCGAUGAUGAAACCGUCUGUGUCCUCAAUAGAAGCCAAAUUGCAGCGCGUCAGGCAGUGUCCAGAGAUCUGCCAGAUUUUGAUGGCUCAUUAGAGGACUGGCCACUAUUUUAUGCCAUGUUCAACUCGUCAACGCAGAUGUGUGGUUUUACAAACGAGGAGAACAUGCUACGACUACGCAAAUGUCUCAAAGGGAACGCACUAGAGGCGGUAAAAUGUGAGUUACUCCAUCCGUCGAACGUAGGAGAUAUUUUAUCCACGUUGAAGAUGUUAUACGGCAGGCCAGACGCGAUCAUCCAAUCCAUCGUUAAGAAGAUUAGACAUCUGCCGCAACCAAAUACAGAAAAGCUAGAAUCACUAGUAAACUUUGCGUUAACAGUGAAAAACAUGGUUGCAACGAUUAGAGCUUGCGAAGUUAACGACUUCAUCUUCAAUGCGUCACUCCGUUACGAAUUAGUUGAACGCCUUCCGGCAACUCUCAAGUUGGAUUGGGCUAGGUUUGCUCGGAACUAUCCAGAUCCUAAUCUAGCUGAUUUCAGUGGCUGGUUAUACACCAUAGCUGAGGAUGCAAGCACUGUGAUGGCCACUUCAGGCCAAGAGCAACGAACUAAAGGAAGUAAGAAAGAUGGCUUCCUGAACUUCCACUCCGAGUCGGAGCUGAACGAUGAGAGCGUUACUCAUCCGUCCAACAAGCCAAUAUCUGUCACAACGCCAAAUGCCACCACAGACUCCUGCGCAGUUUGCAAGGGAAGUUGUCCUGCUAUCACCAAGUGUAGAAGAUUUGCCGAACUUAACUACGAGUCGAAAUGGGCAGCGGUAAAAGAAUGCAAGCUGUGCCGCAAAUGUCUUCGUAAGCAUAAUGGUUCCUGUAAGCAACAGAAGAAAUGUGAUACGAAUGGAUGCACUUUUCUGCAUCACCCUCUACUCCAUAAACCAGAAAUCCAGGACUCCAGACCUUCUGGGCCGGUACCUACGACAUCUUUACCAGAGCCAGCCAAAUCCGAGCCAAGUUGUAAUGUGCACCAAGGACAGUCUGCAGUGUUGUUCCGCAUCCUCCCGGUCAUACUGUACGGACCGAAAAAGGCGAUACAAACAUAUGCAUUCAUAGAUGACGGAUCUGAGCUUACUCUCAUUGAGCAAAGUCUCGCCGAGGAACUAGGUAUUGAAGGACCAAGAAAGUCGCUAUGUUUAAAAUGGACUGGCGGAACCCGCAAAAUUGAGAACAAAUCGCAGCAAGUCAACCUAAAAAUAUCCGGAGUGAACAGCGAAGCGACGAAGUUCGAUCUUCUAGGAAUCAGCACCCUAUCCUCCUUACAGAUUCGCCCGCAGACGCUACUAUUUCCCGAACUGGAAAAACGAUUUUCACAUCUCGAAGGCUUGCCCCUCGAAUCGUAUCAGGAAGUUAGCCCACGACUUCUCAUUGGAUUGGACUACGCCAAUCUCGGGCAUAGCACUAAGAGCCGAGAAGGAAAAUGGAAUGAGCCUAUCGCCGUGAAGACACGUUUGGGAUGGAUGGUCUACGGGAACUGUUCCGGAAAAGAUGACACUGUUGUGUAUACGAACUAUCAUAGUGUACAAAGGUGCGAAUGUAAUGCAGAGUUGGAUGAUAGUCUCCAUAAAGCUAUGAAAUCUUAUUUCUCGCUAGAGAGCAUGGGAGUUAUCAAGCCGAACAAGCUAAUUCUUUCUCAAGAAGAUCAGCGGGCGCAAGAGUUGUUAGAAUCACUCACGCGUCGAACGAACAAUCGCUACGAGUCUGGCCUUCUGUGGCGAUACGACCAGAUUAGGCUUCCAAACAGUGAAGCAAUGGCAAUUAGAAGAUGGAAUUGUUUAGAGAAUCGGAUGAACAAGGAUCCAGCAUUAGCUGAGGCACUCAGACAAAGGAUUGAUGAGCAUAUCAACAAGGGAUAUGUUAGGAAGCUGACUUCCGAAGAAAUCAACGAAUCACAUGCACGAAUUUGGUACCUCCCGAUUUUCGCAGUCGUCAAUCCAAACAAGCCAGGCAAGAUACGGGUAGUAUGGGACGCGGCAGCUGCUGUGCAUAAUGUUUCUCUGAAUUCGGUUCUUUUGAAAGGACCAGAUCAACUGACGUCGCUUUUAUCGGUUCUGAUUCGUUUCCGUGAACACCGGGUGGCAGUAUGUGGUGACAUUAAAGAAAUGUUUCACCAAGUACAAGUACGCAAGGAAGAUCAACAAUGUCAACGUUUCUUCUGGAAAAGCGGUGGUGAAACAGAACCCAGCAUUUACGUCGUUCAGGUGUUGACCUUUGGCGCUUGCUGUUCUCCUAGUAUCGCCCAACACGUUAAGAAUAGCAACGCGAAACGCUUUGAGCAGGAUCAUCCAGAUGCGGUCGACGCUAUUAUCAAAAGACACUACGUCGACGAUAUGCUCGUCAGUGUGGAAACAGAAGAGCAAGCCGUAAAUCUGGCCCAAGAGGUGAAGGAAAUUCACGCGCAGGGUGGCUUUGAAAUGCGUAACUGGAUUUCCAACUCCAUUGCAGUUCAAGCUUCACUAACAGAGACGGUCGCAAACGAGAAGAAUUUGGACAUCGGAGAGGCAGAUACAACAGAAAAGGUGCUCGGGAUGUACUGGAACACGUCAGCUGAUUGCUUUACGUACAAAAAGUCAUCCAGAUAUGACGAACAUUUGUUAUCAGGCAGCCGCCGGCCAACCAAACGCGAAGUACUCAGGACGCUCAUGAUGAUCUUUGAUCCAAUGGGUUUCAUAGCACAUUUACUGAUGUUUCUAAAGGUGCUGUUGCAAGAGAUUUGGCGAACGGAUGUCGGCUGGGAUGACCCCAUUGAAGACGCACAGUUCGAGAAGUGGAUUACGUGGUUAUCCGUUUUUCCAAAGAUGGAAUCGAUUGAAAUACCGCGUUGCUACAGGCGUGUGACAUCAGUUCAAGCACUGGUUGAAAUGCAUACAUUUGUUGAUGCGAGUGAGAGCGGAUUCGCCGCGGUUACCUAUCUACGAUUCCAAGAGGGAGAUCUUGUUGAAUGCGCACUUGCAGGAGCAAAGACCAGGGUAGCUCCGCUAAAGUUCCUAUCCAUUCCUCGCUCUGAACUACAAGCCGCUCUUCUCGGUGUUCGUUUAGCAGAUAGUAUAAUGACAUCUCUCUCGAUCAAGAUAAGCAAGCGACAUUUCUGGACAGAUUCCAAAGAUGUUCUUUGUUGGCUGAAGUCGGAUCAUCGCCGCUACAGUCAAUUUGUUGCCUUUCGUGUGAGUGAAGUUCUGGAGUCGACCGAAGUAUGCGAAUGGCGAUGGAUUUCAACAAAGCAGAAUGUAGCCGAUGAAGGGACAAAGUGGGCAAGAGUGCCGGAUCUUUCUUCUGACAACCGUUGGUUCCGUGGACCAGAAUUUCUUUGGCGAGACAAGGAUUCGUGGCCAGUUACACCUAGUUUCGGGGGAUCAACUGAUGAAGAGCUACGCCCACACCUCCUCAUUCACACUACAGUAGCGGAGCCGAUCAUAGAUCCACAAAAUUUCUCCAAAUGGAUUCCUCUGCUUCGACGAACUGCUUACGUCUUUAGAUUCAUCGGAAACCUAAGACGUUCUAUUAAAAUGGAAAUUCGCUUAAAUGGCCCGUUAACUCAGGAAGAGCUUGCUAAAGCUGAAAACUACUUGUUCCGCCAGGCACAGCUAGAUACCUAUGCAGAUGAAAUCGCUACAUUGACUUCAAAUCGCACUGGGAGCUCAUUGAAGCGGAUCAUUCGAAACAAUCCACUAUUCCGUAGCGCGUUCGUUGACGAAAGCGGAGUUGUUAGGAUCCAGGGACGAACCCAGUCAUGUCCAUUCGUCAACCGUGAUGCCGUCCACCCUAUAAUCCUUCCGAGAAAACACCGUAUUACAUGGUUAAUCGUUGCCGACGCUCAUGAGAGGUUCCAUCACCAGAACCAUGCGACAAUCAUCAACGAACUUUUGCAGCGCUACCGUAUUCCUCGAAUCAAGGCUACAUAUCAUACAGUCCGUCGAAAUUGCCAGUAUUGCAAAAUACAACAGGCAAACCCACAAGUACCGAUGAUGGCUGAUCUUCCUCAGUCACGUUUAGCAGCCUUCAGUCGUCCUUUCACCUAUAUGGGGGUGGACUAUUUUGGUCCGAUGCUAGUGUCAGUGGGUCGUCGCUCCGAGAAACGGUGGGGGGUUCUCGCCACAUGUUUAACCACUCGCGCCAUCCACUUGCAAAUCAGUCACACACUGACAACCGACUCGUGCGUUAUGGCAAUCCGGAACAUAAUGGCUAGGAGGGGAGUUCCCGCUGUUAUAUAUAGCGACCGUGGAACCAACUUCCAAGCUACCAGCAAGGAACUAAAGGCCGCAAUCCAGCAGCUCGACCACGACCGAUUUGCUAAUGAGUUCACCUCAAGCCACACCCGGUGGUCCUUCAUUCCUCCUUUGUCGCCCCACAUGGGAGGAGCGUGGGAGCGGUUGAUCCGCAGCGUCAAGCAAAACCUUGCAGUGUUGCAACCCAACAGACUACCCACCGAUGAAGUUUUACAAAACGCACUCACAGAAGUAGAGAAUAUAGUCAAUUCCAGACCACUGACUGAUAUUCCGAUAGACGAUGAUGAUUCGCCCGUGUUGACGCCUAACCACUUCCUGUUAGGUUCAGCAAAUGGCCUGAGGUCAUGGGUUCCAUUUGAUGACAGUCCCGUGACUCUUAGAAACUCCUACACUCAAUCCCAAGCUAUGGCGAACGUAUUCUGGAAGCACUGGUUGCGAGACUAUUUGCCAACUAUUACGCGAAGGUCUAAGUGGUUCACACCAGUGAAACCAAUCACCGUUGGCGACAUCGUCAUCAUCGUUGACCCAAAGUUAUCCAGAAAUUGCUGGCCGAAGGGCAGAGUAAUUGCUACGCACAAGGCUUCCGAUGGUCAAGUCCGUCGUGCCACCGUACAAACUGCGUCCGGUGGAAUCUACGAGCGAUCAGCAGUGUCGUUGGCUGUUCUCGACGUAGGCGUUAGCGGAAAUACGCAGCUGGGGAGCUCACCGCGCAUUUCGGGGGGGACUGUUGACUACGCCCGGUCGACCCCAUCUAUUUCUACGCCACUGAGUGACACACACGGUGGUGAACCUGCUACAGUAUGCGAGACGUCCAACGUGGAAGGAACGGCGCAACAAUAG